Messenger RNA from Chrysoperla carnea, 312 nucleotides. RefSeq names its product cyclin-dependent kinase 2-associated protein 1-like. Gene Ontology annotation, cellular component: cytoplasm; nucleus. Lineage: Eukaryota; Metazoa; Arthropoda; Insecta; Neuroptera; Chrysopidae. The record is from RefSeq and is a predicted model, not a curated record. The coding region runs from base 1 to 312 and encodes 103 amino acids. The transcript has a single exon.
AUGGAGGUUAUCGAUAUCCAGGCAGUCGAAUCAAAAUUAAGUGAUGUUACAGUCACGGCAAUUCCUUGUAUAACGCCAAAAACACCACAAUCCAAUGGAACUAAUACUAGCCAUCAUAAUCAUACUCAACAAGUUAUGGGACAGUCAAAAUAUGCACAAUUGUUAAGUGUUAUCGAAGAAAUGGGUAAAGAAUUACGUCCAACAUAUUCGGGCAGUAAAAGUUCAGCAGAACGAUUGAAACGAGGUAUUGUACAUGCUAGAAUUCUUGUACGAGAAUGUUUAAUGGAAACCGAACGUAGUGGAAGACAAUAA